AUGAAUAUGGAUUCGUUGGAUUCAGAAUCUGAUCAAGAAAUGAGUGAAUUGGUUACAACAGAUGAGCGUGACAAAAUCAAGCAGGAAAUAUCAAACCUCAGUUUUGAAGAACUGCUCAAAAUGAAGGAAGAGAUGGGGUCAAAGUUGUAUAAUAAAACAUUUCAUGGUGAAGUGAGGAAAACAAGCAAGAGCAUAUUUCAAAGAGCAAAUAAAAAUAGGCCAAGAGAAAUGAGUUCAAAGAUACGACCCAAAGGUGCACCUGUUAUUCCACAUAUUAUUAUACCUCAAGCAAAGAAGGUUGCUUCCAGAGAUCCAAGGUUUGAUCCACUCUGUGGUCAAUUUGAGGAGAAAGAAUUCAAGUCCAACUAUAAAUUUUUGAAUGAUAUGAGAAUAAAAGAAAAAGAACAUUUGCAAAUUGAAUUGAAAAAUUGUAGCAAUCCUGAACAUGUUAAGACCAUAAAAAUGUUGAUACAAAGGACAACUAAUCAAAUAAGGGAACAGGAGAAACGGGAGAAGGAGCAGAACCAGAAGUAUGAAGAGAGAAAGGAAUUCAGGGAAAAAUUAAAGAAUGGAGAACAUCCCAGAUACAAGAAGAAAUCUGUUCAAAAAUUGGAGAAUUUAGUUCAACAAUAUGAAACUCUGAAGAAAACCAAUAAACUACAAAAGCAUAUUGAGAAGAGAUCUAAAAAAAUUGCAAAUAAACAUAGACACCAAAUGAACCAAUCAGAUAAUGAGAUGUUAUAA
Phaedon cochleariae (mustard beetle) is the source of this 744-nucleotide messenger RNA. Lineage: Eukaryota; Metazoa; Arthropoda; Insecta; Coleoptera; Chrysomelidae. The record is from the annotation of a GenBank genome assembly.